AUCACUCCUCUGUAUCUAUAUAUAUCUGUGUGUAUCAGAUAUUACUUGUAACAUAGUAAACCAGUUGGAUAAAACCCUAAGAGUGGUGGCGAAUGUCCAAGAGAGGAGGAGCUGUACUGCAGGAGGAUGUGCCGUGGAGGGCCUCCCCUUCCGUAAAACCCGUCCCUAAAAUCCAUCACUCUCCCGUUCUUCGUCUCCCCCAAACCCCUUACUCCAAUUACGCCCUCUCUGUCAUGAAGCAUCCAAAUCCGGUUCGAAGUGGGCUGGGGAACGAAGCUAUGGUGGAAUCGGCAGGGCCGGAUUGCAUUAUACCAGGACAAAUCACUCCCAUAAGGUUACUAGGUCUCAAGGUAUGGCCCAUUUAUGUCGACUUAACAUUUUUGGAACCUGUUGGACGACAGCUUAAGACCAUUGGCAAGAUCGUGGAUUCAGCUUGUGACAUUAUGGAUAAGUCAUUUGCAGAUCGUUAGCAAUUGGGAGUUUUAUUUUGUGAUAUAGGGCUCGCCUCCUGUGGAUUGUACUAUGACUGGAAAGAUUAGAAACCUCGCCCAGUGUGCAGAGCAAUGGCAGAAACCCCUGUUUUUCAUGUAAAUUUGACAUUUUUGUUAUGUUUAUUUUUGAAGUCUGAAUUCUUGGCACCUGGGUAAUUUUGGGUUUGUAUAAAUUUUGCUGUGGUCAACUUUGGGACCCUAUACGUAAGGGAUAUCUUCUUUCUGAGGCACCCAAA
This is a messenger RNA of Rhododendron vialii, 727 nucleotides long. RefSeq lists its product as uncharacterized. The record is from RefSeq and is a predicted model, not a curated record. The coding region runs from base 93 to 470 and encodes 125 amino acids. Lineage: Eukaryota; Viridiplantae; Streptophyta; Magnoliopsida; Ericales; Ericaceae. Gene Ontology annotation, cellular component: chloroplast envelope. The transcript has 4 exons.